GCAUUGCAUUCCUGCUGACCACGGGCCCCGUUCUAUCGGCCGAAUCAUCGGGGGUUGUGUGUGUGUGUGCCCUCACCUCAACCCACAACAGGUGCAAAAGACAUGAUCAUCCAUUCCAUUCGUUCUCGGCAACAAACAAAAACGAUAUAAACACAAAAAAUUGACCAUCAGCGUCGCGUUUUGGAGUUGUCCCUUUUCACGAACGUGUCUCUCUUCUCUGUCUUUUUUUUUUUUUUUUGUAUCUCUCGAAAGUAUGUUGGCUGGAGCUAUGCUAUCACGUCACUGUACCAGGACAAAUGGGAGGGCAAUGGCUAUUCUUCAGUGCGUAUAUGGAGGGCAAGUCUCAGAGGGGAUGGGGGAGCCGGGUAACAAGAAGGGGGGGCGGGGGGACAACGAUGAGAUAUUUUACGUUCCAAACUCGGGGGGUAUGUGGAGAGGGCAUAGUAUCCUGGUAGGAACAGGAACAGGAACAGGAACAGGAACAGGCAACAAGAGAGAACUCAAGCUGUUGAUGAUAGGGUCAAAGUUGAUGAGUUGCGGCUUUCAUACGUUUCGGAGACUCCCGGUGGGAGCUCAAGGGAGAUGUGGUCUCGGGGGAGAUAUCACCUCCUCACUGAAUAUGUGUGAAGAAGAGCAAUCUAAUGAAUGGACAUCUCGAGAGUUUUGGUUUCUCGCUGUUUCUUUCUCGUUUUCACUUGUCCCCCUUUUUCUUUUGACCAUUUACCCCCUCUAAUCCCCACCCCUCCUUUCUUUUCCGUUUCUCUUUGCUUCCU
Sodiomyces alkalinus F11 is the source of this 773-nucleotide messenger RNA. RefSeq lists its product as hypothetical. Bases 254 to 733 code for a protein of 159 amino acids. The record is from RefSeq and is a predicted model, not a curated record. NCBI's taxonomy places the organism in Eukaryota, Fungi, Ascomycota, Sordariomycetes, Glomerellales, Plectosphaerellaceae. The transcript has a single exon.